Xiphias gladius (swordfish) is the source of this 1240-nucleotide messenger RNA. Its product is annotated as CDGSH iron-sulfur domain-containing protein 3, mitochondrial-like. NCBI's taxonomy places the organism in Eukaryota, Metazoa, Chordata, Actinopteri, Istiophoriformes, Xiphiidae. The record is from RefSeq and is a predicted model, not a curated record. Gene Ontology annotation, cellular component: intracellular membrane-bounded organelle. The transcript has 3 exons. The coding region runs from base 24 to 413 and encodes 129 amino acids. Gene Ontology annotation, molecular function: 2 iron, 2 sulfur cluster binding.
UGAAGUUAGCUGUGAUUGGAAACAUGAACACGUUGGUGACUAAGUUAGACCACAUAUGGAUUAGUUUAACCCUGAGGCAACCUUGGGUACCAGCUUCUGCAGCUUCCAAGGUGCAGCUCUCCACACUCCCUUCAGAACCUGUCAUCCCCUCUAAGAAGCCUUUCAAAGUGGAGCUGGUUGGUGGAAAGCGUUACUCGUGGUGCACGUGUGGACACAGUAAGAAACAGCCUUUCUGCGACGGCGCCCACAAGUUCAAAGCCCAAGGCCUGUCCCCGCUACGUUUUGUCGCGGAGAAAGACGCCACGGUUUGGUUGUGCGGAUGCAAAUACACUAACAACCCACCUUACUGUGAUGGCACGCACAAGCAGGACUUCAUUGUAUCUGCCAAGCUACAUGAACAGACUGACUCUUGAGCAAGGAGGAGGAUUGCCAGAUGAUUUCGGUUUGGGUGACACACCUCAUCCUGAUCCGGGAGAAUAAACUUGGCAAUUGUUGUAGAGCCAAGAGCACAAACUUUGCUAGUGUAGUCGCAUUUUUUGCAGAUCGGCGCACACCAUAACAUGAUGGACAAUGUCUGGUAUCUGGUUCUUGUCACUAUUUCUAGCAUGACAAAGAAGAGAGUGGAGAUAAGAAAGCCACCACAGCCCUUAACCUCAGCCAUUAUGCUGUCUGUUUUAUAUGAUAAAUACAAUUUUGCGUUAACAUUAGGGUUGGUGAUAUUAUGAUAAACUGUGAGAUGAUAGAGAUUUGUCUACUAGUAGAGAUUUUCCCACACUGUUUAUACUGAGAUAGCUGUCCCUUUAGUAUGUCUGGUUAUUAUUAAGCCAUUGUGGACAAUGUUGCGAAUAAAUAAACAAUACUGGCAGUCCAUAGAAAAAGAUGAAAGAUGGGAUGUUGGGACGAUGUUGUGUAUUCUGGCGCAGAUUUUAAAGAUCUAGGGAACAGUUUUACAGGAGAGAAGAGUCCACAGCGAUGUAUAAUUUCAUCCCACAGAGACAGUGGGAAGUUGUGGUAGUGCAGAGGCCUGUGCUGCUAUCUCCUCAUACAGUAAUAAGCUGAAAAUUUUAAUGAAUGAAAAUGCCAUAUUGUUUUCCUUUUUUAACCUUUGGGAUGUGUUCAUAUUCUUUUCUUCAUUAAAAUUAAGAAAUGUAUAGUAUAAACACUAAGCAGCUGUAGGUUAGGUAGAGCUACCAGUGAAUAUCGACUACUGUAAGCAACCAAUAAAUGCUUCUUUUUGUAA